CUAGGAGACUCGUGGAGAAAGCCAAAAAUCAAGAGGGAUGGAAAAUAAAAGAUGAAUCAUUCGGACACCUGCAUCAUUGAACACUUGUGUGAAUCUCAAGACAAAUACCAAUAUAGCUUGGUUAAAGGUAAACAAUGCCUGACAUAACAUACCUAAUCUCAGUUUAAAAUGCUGUGUAAACAACAU
Molecule: messenger RNA, 186 nt
Organism: Nezara viridula (southern green stink bug)
Lineage: Eukaryota; Metazoa; Arthropoda; Insecta; Hemiptera; Pentatomidae
Source: the annotation of a GenBank genome assembly